GUUUAGAAAAUGCGUUUUUGUUUAUCAUUAAUGCAAGUUUUUUUACUAUUUUUAUUGGGCUUGAAUCACUUUUUCUUGAAUCGUUUUUUUUUUCUUUAAGAAAAUCAUUGCGAAAAAUUUUGAAUAUGAUGCAAUUUAUGUUAUUAUUCAGUCGACAAGGUAAACUUCGAUUGCAAAAAUGGUACGUUGCCCAUGCAGAUAAAGUUAAGAAGAAGAUUACACGGGAACUUAUAUCCACAAUAUUGGCACGUAAGCCUAAAAUGUGUUCAUUCUUGGAGUACAAAGAAUCUAAAAUUGUUUACAAGAGAUACGCUAGCUUAUACUUCUGUUGUGCAAUUGAACAGGAAGAUAAUGAACUAUUGACUUUGGAAAUUAUUCACCGAUAUGUCGAAUUGCUUGAUAAAUACUUUGGAAGUGUUUGUGAACUCGACAUUAUUUUUAAUUUCGAGAAGGCUUACUUUAUCUUAGAUGAAUUACUUGUUGGGGGCGAAAUUCAGGAGACAUCCAAGAAAAAUGUAUUGAAAGCAAUUGCUGCACAAGAUGUUUUACAAGAGGUUUUAGAUGAAGAAGAUUAUUUUUUCUUUUAUUAAGCAAAAAUUUCUUGAUCCUUGCCAAUUUUUUUUUUGUUUUUCAAGAGUUUUAGUGCAUUUUUAUUUUAUUCAUGGUUUUAAGAGUCAUAGUUUUUCCAUCCUAGUUCAAAAUCAAGUAUUAUUAUCUUUGUAUGCCCGGCUUCGCAAGAUAUGAAAUCUAAACCAUUUGCUUUUAUGUUCAGUUUUCCGGGCAUGCGGGCUAUCUAAACAUAUGUCCUAACAACACAAAUGAGAACUUACAGAGAUUGAAGCUGAUUUUUUCGGCUUAAAUCAAUUUUCGUUGUUUUUGAUAGAUUAAUGAUUCUGUGUAAUAUUUUGUCUCCAUGUAACUAUAUGAAGCUCCAAAUUUCAAGUUAGCCAAUUCUGAGCCGAUCAGCCUACAAAUUGGCAAAAUAUUACAUAGAAUCUUAGUACAACAUGUAAAGCUCAGUUUUAAUACUUUAAAUUGGUGUUAAGUGUUUUUUUUUCUACCAAACAAAUUCAAAAAUUGAUUUAAACCUAGAAAAUUGGAUUCGAUCUCUUCGGAAAAUACGUUCAAAAUUGGAUAAAAUAAGCGUUAUUUUUCAGGCUUUUAAUUUUAAAACUGAUAAUUUAUUUUAUUGUUCAGACCAAUAAAUCAAAAUGGCGAAAGCUUCAGUAAAAAUACGCUUGUUAUCAUAACUGUUAUAAUUUAAGAUAGAGCCAAAUUUAAAUGAAAGAAAGGAUUGAAAAAACCAAAUUAAGAUUAUUUUUAAGCGUCCAUUGCUAUAAAAAGCCC
Messenger RNA from Chironomus riparius, 1347 nucleotides. The record is from the annotation of a GenBank genome assembly. Lineage: Eukaryota; Metazoa; Arthropoda; Insecta; Diptera; Chironomidae.